Messenger RNA from Peniophora sp. CBMAI 1063, 1740 nucleotides. The record is from the annotation of a GenBank genome assembly. Lineage: Eukaryota; Fungi; Basidiomycota; Agaricomycetes; Russulales; Peniophoraceae.
AUGUCCUCCCAGGUUCCCUCUCUCGCUAGCCUAUCUCCCCAUCGUCUUUCGCCUCUUACCUCUGAUAGCCUGAGCUCCGUCAUCUCUGUCUCUUCGUCGUCCGAUUCAGAGACCGGAGAUCUCUGCGCAAUGUCGUCUGGCCCGCCUUCGCCACUUCUCCCACGCUUGGAAGCGAGUGUGGCACCGGCCACGUCGGACUCGCAAGCCACUGAGAAGCACCCUGAGCACUUCCAUCCAGGUGGCGACGUAAAGAUACUGAUUGGGCGCACGCUGUACCAGUUACACGGCGAUGUUCUUGCUCGCCAAUCUGGCUGGUACCGUGCAUACCGUGAGGCUGUGGGCGAUGAUAGCACGCUCCCUUCCGGCUGGACCGCCCAACCCGGACCCUUCUGUACCAUAUACGUCCACCAUGGGAAGGAAAAGGUCCAGUUUGAGCGCCCGCGCGCGGUGGAGGAGCAGACUGGCGCCAUUGUCGUUGAAGAUAUCACUCCUUGGGCGAUGGACCUUUUCCUCGCGAUAUUGUACCCCACGGACUUCAUGUCUUUCGGUCUUACAGGUCAAGAAGAAUGGACGGCCGUUCUCAAAGUAGCCCAUAUGUGGGACUGCUCUGCCAUUCGCACGCUUGCCGCCGAUCGACUUGACCGCGAACUCGGGGAUCCUAGCUGCGCAGUCAAGGCCUUUGAUCGUCUCAUCGUAGCGCGUAAGUAUACCAUCGAGGCAUGGGUCAAGCCCGCUUUGGCCAGCCUUGUGGAGCGGAGUGCACCGCUGGAUGCGGAGGAGAUCGAGCAAAUGCUCCCUGAAGACGUCGCGUAUGUUGCAGCCAAACGCGAGGACCGCGCUCUUCACAAGGAUACCCCAUCCUUGGUACUCUUCACGCCCGAACCACCCAUGAUCUCACCUCUUCCGCGCCUCUCUCCCAGACGUGUGGAAGCAGUGGCAGAGGAAGGACAUGCGCCCUCGUACGAUUACGGGCCGUAUUUCCCGACAAAUACGCUACAGUCUCCCGCUACUCUUUCUGACCUGCGAUCCUCGUGUUCGCCUACUAUAUCGAUACUACGCGCACCGAGUCCUCCCCAAGCUCGUUCGCCUCCGAUGUUCACGACGAGCUCUAGGGCAUCAAGCCCAAUGGAGUCUCCCACUCGUUCUAUCGACGCGUUCCGCCCGUGGACUCCGCCCCCGCCCCCGGUGCCGAACCCACCUCGAGCAUGGUCGAUAACACCCGCGUCGAGUGAUUCGAGGCAGUCUCGCCCGGAGACGCUUACUCGAGUUCGCUCGCAGAGUCCGUCGCCUGAGGACAUCCCUACUGAGCCUCAUGUCCCAAGCCCAAACCAGAAUCCCUUCACGAGCCCUCCGCGAGUGCAACAGCCGCCUUUUGUGCCCAGUCCUCCCCGUUCGACAGUCCAAUCACAGUCGCCAUACGUGUUGACUGAGGUGUUGCCUCCGAGGCAGCAGCCGCGGAGAUGGCCCGGAGGGUGGCCCAGUAUGCCACCACCAGCUGGAACGUUCGAGGUUCCAAGUUCAAGGCCGAGUUCAAUGGCGUGGCCGUACCAGGCUUCGCCAAGUACACCACCGUGGGCGAUUCAACGGAUGGCGACCCAUGCAGCUCAGAGGUUACCUCCACGCCCGACGGUACUAGAGGUUGCAGACUGUAUGCCAGUCUCCAUGCCGCCGCCACCUCCGCCCGAACUACCGUCGUCUCGCCCGAUCGCGGUGCCCAGGUCCGCCAACACCUUGUUCUGA